GAGUCUUGUGCGGAACAGCAGCAGCUCGUAACGGAUCGUCUCAGAAACUGUCAACGAAGUCGUCUCACUCUAGAGGAUUUUACAUUCUGUUUUAUUUUGUUCCUGUUGUUUCUGAUAAUCCAUCUGUUUGAGGAUGGCCAGCAGGAUGAAGCUGCUGCGGUCUGUGGUGAAGGCUGCAGCUCUGGCCAACGUGCCAAAACACAUAGACCACUUCUCAAAGUUCUCCCCAUCUCCUCUGUCAAUGAAGCAGUUCUUGGACUUUGGUUCAACCAAUGCCUGUGAGCGCACGUCGUUUGUCUUCCUUCGCCAGGAGCUACCUGUGCGUUUGUCCAACAUCAUGAAGGAGAUCAACCUGCUGCCCAACCGGCUGCUGGCCACACCCUCCGUCCAGCUGGUCCAGACCUGGUACAACGACAGCCUCAUGGAGAUCCUUGAGUUUCUGGACAAGAACCCUGACGACCACAGUGUCCUUGAGACGUUUGUGGAGGUCUUGGAGUCCAUCAGGAAUAGGCAUAAUGAUGUCGUCCCCACCAUGGCUCAGGGAGUUAUCGAGUACAAAGACGCCUUUGGCCAGCACGACGCCGUAACAGACCACAACAUCCAGUACUUCCUGGAUCGCUUCUACACCAGCCGCAUCUCCAUCCGCAUGCUCAUCAACCAGCACACUCUAGUCUUCAACGGGAACACAAACCCCGCCCACCCCAACACCAUAGGCUGCAUCCACUCCAUAUGUGAUGUAACAGAGGUUGUGCGAGAUGCCUAUGAGAGUGCAAAGUUGCUGUGUGAGCAGUAUUACCUGGGAUCACCAGAGCUGGAGCUGAGGCAGAUGAAUGCCAACAGCCUCAAAGAGCCUAUCCAGAUUUCAUACAUCCCUUCUCACCUGUACCACAUGGUCUUUGAACUCUUCAAGAAUGCAAUGAGAGCCACCAUUGAGAACCAUGAGGCCAGCAGGACCCUCCCACCUAUCAAAGUUAUGGUCGCCCUUGGUGGAGAGGACCUGUCCAUCAAGAUGAGUGACAGAGGAGGUGGCGUUCCUUUCAGGAAGACAGAGCGCUUGUUCAGCUACCUGUACUCCACAGCGCCCAGGCCUUCCAUAGGAGACAAACAUAGAGCCCCACUGGCUGGUUUUGGCUAUGGUUUGCCCAUCUCUCGGCUCUACGCUCGCUACUUCCAGGGAGACUUACAGCUCUACUCUAUGGAGGGUCAUGGCACUAACACUAUCAUUCAUUUGAAGGCGCUUUCUACAGACUCUGUGGAGAGACUGCCAGUUUAUAACAAGACUGCGCUGCGUCACUACAAGCUGACUUUGGAGGCAGACGAUUGGUGCAGUCCCUCAAAGGAGCCGUUGGACAUGGCUGUCUACCGUGCCACCAAGUGAUCCAGACGUGAUGCCAUGUGACUUUUGGCACAAACAUUGACAAGGCGACCAUUAAAUGUCCUUCAAAGGCAGGGCAUUGUUGGACCAGAACUAUAAGCCGGCAGUGGACAGGCGCAGAAUUGAUCAAGUGUGGCCAGGCAGAGAGAGAGAGAGAGAGAAAAGGCUGUCCAGAUCAUCCAGGAAUUUUCUUGAUUAGAGCGAGCACCUUCUUCCCAUAUCUUCCCCUGCUUUCUUUGCAUGUGUGCUGUAGAUAAAAGAAGAGAGAGGGCUGAUACUGUCAGUCGAGAUAUUGGACUGAGAAAGAGAGAAAGAGAGAGAGAUGUUGAGCUAAUGGCUAAUGAUAUACAGUGGCCAUUUUCUGCCAAAUAAUAGGAUUGUGAUUUAAAGGUUCAGAGUUUAGGAUUUAGUGACAUCUAGUGGUGAAGUUGCGUGUCAAAGCAUGAAGGAGAAACUAAUGUAGCCAUCAGACUGGGCUACUGUGAAAAACAUCCGUAGAGAAGACCUGUUCCCGAUAUAAAUAUAGAGUAUUUAAAUAUGAAGGGCCCAUUCUAAGGUAAAGGAAGUUAGUUAUUUAGAUAGUUUCCAUUUUAUCUGAAGUUACUGGUGUGCCGGGAGAAAGUUGACCCCACCUUAGCCAAAUUCGGCCCCACCUGACUAAAUUCACCAUGCAGCGUUGUCUUAAUGGUGAGGAGAGUCAGUGAUUACUGACUAUAACCACGAUAAACCUUUUUACUGUUUGGAAGCUGAAUUUUUUUUUUCAUUCUUUCAAAUCUUGGUUACGAACAGGUUUAAAGUGAUUAAUCGUUCAGCCCUAAACAUUGGAGAUAGAUGGUUUCAUUUUAAAAACCAUUUUGAAACAUUGUAAGCAUUCCAACUCUUUGCAAUAUCUCAAGCCUUUGCAUCAGUUCUAGCAUACAAACUGUUAAUAUACUUUCAAGAUCAGUUUUGUUUGAGCCGACAUGAUUAGGAAUCUGAUGGAAUGGGUCCGAAAGGGCUUCUCACAAGAAGUUUGAAGAACCUUGCUAAAUCAAGGACAGAUAACAGUACAAAUGUAUUUCAGCUUGAUAUUAAUGCACCACUUACCUCAGAAGAAAAAAGGCAUUUCACAUAAAUUAUAUUGUGUCUUGCUGUUCUUUUUAAAUAAAGAUGUUUUCAGUCUUUCAGUUUAAAGACGCCAUAGGAAGUUUCCCUCCGCUUGUACACUUAAACUAAAAAGUCCUUUUUGCUAUGAGAAAACAAAAUACCUCCUUACUUUGUGUGACUGUUUUUUUUUUUUCAGGGAAUCAUUCAGACAGGACACUGUGCUGAUUUUAAAUAAGUAUAUCUUGAACAAAUCAACUAUGUAAACCCUCUGUGGAAUUCCUGCAUUGUUGUUGAACAAAUGUUCAAUUGUCCAGAUACUGAUAGUACACGAGAAUUAAAGAUCAUUUAGUUAGAGUUUAGCAUGUACGUGUAUCACUGUCAGAGGGUUGUAUAAGCAUGUCUUCUAUUGACAAUUGUGGUUAUCCAUUAAGUAUCCCAACUGUGUGGAAAGUGUUCGCCUCAAUCAUUGAGUUGCAGAUGACCUGUAACAAAUCCAAACUGAAAUGUGCUUUUUGACUUUGUAUCAAAAUAACAACUCUGUGCUGUAUAUUGUGUCACAGAUACAGAUUGUGUGUGUCGCAGAAACUGUUAUUGUGUCUUUUUUCAAGUGCCUGUAUUCUAUUGUAAAUUUGAAGUUAACUGUUCAUAUUGGACUUAUUUUUUUAAAGAAUAUAUAAAUAAUUCUGAAAUGAUUCAAA
Molecule: messenger RNA, 3159 nt
Organism: Limanda limanda (common dab)
Lineage: Eukaryota; Metazoa; Chordata; Actinopteri; Pleuronectiformes; Pleuronectidae
Product: pyruvate dehydrogenase (acetyl-transferring) kinase isozyme 2, mitochondrial-like
Exons: 11
Coding region: 134-1378 (414 amino acids)
Biological process (GO): protein phosphorylation; regulation of glucose metabolic process
Cellular component (GO): mitochondrion
Molecular function (GO): pyruvate dehydrogenase (acetyl-transferring) kinase activity
Source: RefSeq, a predicted model, not a curated record